This is a messenger RNA of Rotaria sp. Silwood1, 1104 nucleotides long. The record is from the annotation of a GenBank genome assembly. NCBI's taxonomy places the organism in Eukaryota, Metazoa, Rotifera, Eurotatoria, Philodinida, Philodinidae.
AUGGCUGGUACUUACGACAACGAAGAGCAAAGAAUGGUCGAUAGAAUUAAAUGCAUCGCUUUUCGUGAAGCUCGCGAUGAGGGUGCAAGAUUUAUUAAUCGACAAUGGAUUGCACAGAAAAUUCAUCGAACUACUCGAUUUGUUACUGAGUGGUGGGAGAAAUUAUAUGAUGAAUGUUUUGCUGAUUAUUCGAAAUCUGGUCGUAAACUGAAGUUAUCAGAAGCGAGUAGAAAUAUCAUUUUGAACGGCAGUGGCAAACAAGGGAAAAGCUCUUAUAUUGUGGCGAAAGAAAUUGCAGAAAAGCAAAACGAAUAUGUUCUUCGAAAAACCAUCGAUAAUUAUCGUUCCAGAGAAGGACUAAAGCCUUUUCAUGUUAUUCCAAAACCGUUAAAAACAGAAACUCACAUUUCUAAUCGAUUCUGGUUCUGCGAUUGGUUAAAAGACUGGACUAAAGAAGACUUUCUACACCUUGCGCCAUCAAAUGAAUUUUAUGUCUGGAUCGUUCGCAGAUCAAAUUAUCAAAAUGAUCGAGUCUGGUCAAAAAGUAUUGAAGAUAUAGAAGACGAUGAAAGAUAUCGUGAAAUGGUUAAAAAUCGAGUGUGUAUUGAGAUUUUUGUGAUUUUUACUGCCAAAAAGUUACAUUGGGUUAUCAAAGACAAAGGUGAAUCUUGGACGGGCCAAUAUUUUCGUGAUACAAUUCUAAUGCAACAUGUGAUACCAUUUCUAAAAAAUGAAGAAAAUGUUAUCAAUCCGGGUGAAGUAAUAUUUGUCCAUGACAAAGCACCAUGCAUGCGAGCAAAUAUGACUCAACAUUUGCUUCAAGACAAUAACAUCAAAUUCUGGGGAAAUGACACUUGGCCCGGAAACUCGCCUGAUCUAAAUGUGGCUGAACAUAUUGGAACAGUAAUUAAAAAUGAAGUUGAAAAAAAAAUGCUAUCAGAAACGGAACAUGAUCGUUAUCGAGGAGAAACUUUGAAGAAACACAUUUCAGAUGUUUUGAAAAAUAUGGAAACGGAUAUUGAAUUAUUUGAAACUCUCUUAUGUUCGUAUCCGUCACGUCUUCGUGCUGUAAAGAAUGCUAACGGUCGUCAUACUGAUUAUUGA